UCCGAGAGCAACCUGUUAGAGUUUCACUUGCAUACCAAAAGUGACUUUGAGGCGUGAUCGAAAAAUGGAAAUGAAGUUUCUUGUGAUCCUAUUUGCUGCCGUCAUAAUUGGAGCGCAAUGUCGUUCGAUCGAUCUUUCGGACGUAGGACUUGUAGGAGGCGAAGGGCAAGUUGCUACAAAUAUGCCAGAGCAACUGAAAGAACUAAUGACAUCGUAUGAGAAAAACUUUGGAAAGCUCCUCAACGUUUCCGUAAAAAUAAACGAAGAUAAGGAUAAUAAUGAACAGGGGAUACAAUUUUUGAAUCAACUAAGCUCGCUCAUGACACAAUUGGACUCGGAACAAUCAAUCCCAGGAUCAAGAAUUUCACAACAAAUUGUCUCAGAACAAACAAUUCCAGACCAAUCAAGCCCAGACCAAAUAAUUCCAAAGCAAACAAUCCCAGAUGAAACUAUUUCAAAUCGAAGAGAAGCGAUAAAUAUGUACACUUUUGAUAACGAUUCCAUCUGGCAAACACCGAAUAAUAAAUCGACAAGGGCUGCGAAUGACUUAAAAGAACUACUUACUCAGAUAAAAGAUAUCCUCAAUCAGGAGGAUGGGAGACAGGAGUCUGUAAUAGUCAUACUGAUGAACUCACACGGAUCAAACUUUUUAACACAGAACGUGUAUGUGAAUUCGAAGAAACUGCCACGUGUUUUGCCACGUCCUAUGCCACAAUAGAAGAACGAAUUACUAAUAUUCUAAUCGAUAUCAAACAUUAUUUAGACAAGCUAUGCAAGAAACAUCAUUUGAGACGUCGACAAUUAUCUCAGAAAAAUAUUUGAUGAUACUUUCUCUAUUAGUCAGCUGAACAAAGAAUCGAUUAUGUAGAAUGAAUACACUGAAAAAAAACUACGUAUAUCAUUGUAUUAAAGUUCUAUAAUAUACUACAAAAUAUUUUAAAAUAACAGUAGUUAAAAUUUAUUAGACAUUUUCUCAUAUAAAAAAUGACAAAAGAUCUUAAUUACAAUGUAUUUGUAUACCAUUAAAUAUAUUUAAAUAUAUUAAUUUCGACACACAUGUUAUAUUACUUAUGCUACACAAGGUAACCCAGAACGUUAAAUUAACAAGUUAAAGAAAUGUUAGAAAAAUUAGGGAUUACUUUGUGAUGUUCAAUUCAUUGAGCUUCUCUUAUAAAUAUUCGUAAUAAAAUUACAUAUCUUAAUUA
Nylanderia fulva is the source of this 1205-nucleotide messenger RNA. RefSeq lists its product as uncharacterized. NCBI's taxonomy places the organism in Eukaryota, Metazoa, Arthropoda, Insecta, Hymenoptera, Formicidae. The record is from RefSeq and is a predicted model, not a curated record.